This is a messenger RNA of Morchella sextelata, 306 nucleotides long. RefSeq lists its product as uncharacterized. The transcript is spliced from 3 exons. The record is from RefSeq and is a predicted model, not a curated record. The coding region runs from base 1 to 306 and encodes 101 amino acids. NCBI's taxonomy places the organism in Eukaryota, Fungi, Ascomycota, Pezizomycetes, Pezizales, Morchellaceae.
AUGGAUAAAAGUAAAACGCCUCAAAACAUGGCAGCUACCAGUAUAUACCUUAGCUGGGCCGGCUGGUCCCCCGCAAAGUUAUUCGAGCCGCAGAGCACGACAAAUUCCGCUUUCCCCGGAACCAACACAUUUUUUGCAUUCUCUUCCUGCCUAGGAAGCUUCGGCCACGGGAGCUUCAGCCUUAUUUUCUUACUCAACGCGGUCGCCCUAGAUCCCCGUGAGACAUGCAUUUUACGCCCAAGCGAAAGAAGAUCCCCGUUUGCCUACACAAAGUUUUUCCGGAUCCUCGUUUCGUACCUGCCUUAA